UGUUACCUGUGCCCGAACAAAUACAGUUUUGAUGAAGAGACAUAUGAAGGAGGCGAAUUCGAACUAAUUGCCAAGGACGACGGUGUCAGGUAUGCUCAUGGUCUUUGCGCAAUGUUUGUGCCAGAGACGGAGAUCGCUAGCUCGGAUGGAUCGGAUAAUGAUUGUAAAAUUAUCGAGAAAGAGCCGAUACCUAAGUUCAGGUUUGAGACGGAAUGUCAAAUUUGUCACACCAAGCUAGGCGCAUGCGUAAAAUGCCAGGAGGAAGGUUGUACAAAGUACUUUCACGUUUCUUGCGGGGAUCUCCAUGGUAAUCAAUUAAAAGGGAUCGAUAUUGCAGGUAAAAUAUAUUAUGUGAUCCAUUGUAAAAUCCAUGAAAAGACAAGGCGAAUAGAAGAAGACUGUUUUCGUCGUUUAAUCCAAGUAACGACUUUUGAUUGGUUUGGUGAGGUGGAUAGGAUUUUCGAUGCGUCCGCGUUACUCAUGCAGCACUUGAAAUGA
Acaulospora morrowiae is the source of this 498-nucleotide messenger RNA. The record is from the annotation of a GenBank genome assembly. Lineage: Eukaryota; Fungi; Glomeromycota; Glomeromycetes; Diversisporales; Acaulosporaceae.